This is a messenger RNA of Theobroma umbraticum, 1134 nucleotides long. Its product is annotated as RmlC-type cupin. The record is from RefSeq and is a predicted model, not a curated record. NCBI's taxonomy places the organism in Eukaryota, Viridiplantae, Streptophyta, Magnoliopsida, Malvales, Malvaceae. Gene Ontology annotation, cellular component: trans-Golgi network; endosome.
UCCCAGCUCCAGAAGAUCUAGUCUAGCUCAUCGUAACGCCGAAAUAUGUCUUGCAAGCCAAUCUACUUGUACCGUAGAAAAUAUUAUUCUUGUUCUUGAUUUAAUGUCAUAAUGAAGAUAUUCUUUAUCUAUGAGUUUAAACUUUUUAAUAAAUUGCAAGCCAAUCUACGAGUACGGAGGCCGUGGCCCAAGACGCGAGCAGCGCACCCUGGACCUUCCGAAAGUUAGGGAUAACAAAAAAUAAAAAACACAGGGAGCAUCCUGCAGAGUUUAUGAAGAAACUAGAGAAUGGUAAACCCUAGGCGAAUUUCACAUUCAAACAACAACCAAAGCGUGGAGAACCCAUUUCAGUUUCAGACCCAAAGCUUGUCUUAUCUCUCAUCUGUAAAGCACUUACUGAAAAAGCCCCAGGCCUUCCCUUUUCUGCUCUUGUUGCUCCUGUUGCUGACAUGGGUCUCUCUAAGAUUGCAGUAUUCUUCUCCUUCUCACCAUGAGCAAUGGGGCAAAGAUGACGGCGACGAUGGCGACUUUAAGGCCAAUCUUUUCAGAUUCAGAUCUGGGUUACCCUCAGAUAUUGUCAAGGACAAGCGCGGCUGGCUGCUCAACCCCGUUUCUCUUGCGCUUCAGAAUGGCGUCAAAGGUGGCGCAAUGUCUUGUGUUUCGGUUCAUAUUGGUGAAAUCCGACCAGGCUGUGUGAGGGGAAAUCAUAGACACUAUACUUGUAAUGAAACAUUUGUCAUUUGGGGUGCUAAGACAAAAUUCAGGGUGGAAAAUAAUCAGAUAGUUAAUAGAGGUUAUGCUGAAGUGACCAUUGGGCAGGAUGAAGUUGCUGUUGCCGCAAGCCCUAGCGGAACAGCCCAUGCUCUGGUAAAUGUCGAUCCCUUACACAGCACAUUCUUUAUGGGCUGCCAAGACAGUACAGCUAACUCUAACAGUUCAAAUACUGAUUUUAAUGUUUGGAAAGAUCUUUAAGUGUCUUUGUUAUUGAUGCCUCAACUUCCCUAUUUACCUGUUGCAAAUGGAAUUCAUCAUGUUCUCUUUUUAUUGUUUUUUUGUCCUGACAAGGGAUUAUAGUUCUGGAAAUUGUAAAAUUGGUUAUAUAUGUAUAUAUUGCAUAGCUAAUGUUUUUGUUUA